CAUGCUGGCCGCGCCCACCAGACGCCCGUCGGCCGGUCGGCUGUAUGUGUGAGCGCGGCCCGUACAGAUGACGGCUCCGCUCUCUGCCGCCGCCAUGGCCCGGCUGCCGCUGCUGCUGCUGCUGGCGCUGGCCGCCGCCGGGCGCGCCCAGGCCGCCGCCCCAUCCAACGACACAAAGGACAAGCAGCGCUGCACCGACGGUCUGAUCCUGUCCGUCUGGGAGCCGCAGGACAACCUCAGCGGCGGCGACGUGUUCGCGCGUGCGCUCGUUUACUUCCUCACGCUCAUCUACCUCUUCAUCGGCGUGUCCAUCGUAGCCGAUCGAUUCAUGGCCUCCAUCGAAGUCAUCACGUCCAAAGAGAAGGAGGUCACCGUCAAGAAGCCCAAUGGCGAGACGCAGAUUGUGGUCGUGCGUGUCUGGAACGAGACGGUGGCCAACCUAACGCUGAUGGCGCUGGGCUCUUCCGCGCCAGAGAUCCUGCUCUCCAUCAUUGAGAUCUACGCCAAGGAUUUUGAUUCGGGCGACCUGGGUCCGGGCACGAUCGUUGGCAGUGCCGCCUUCAACCUGUUCGUCAUCAUCUCCAUCUGUGUGUACGUGAUCCCGGACGGCGAGGUACGCAAAAUCAAGCACUUGCGCGUGUUCUUCGUGACCGCCACCUGGUCGAUCUUUGCGUACGUCUGGAUGUACCUGAUCCUCGCCGUCAUCAGUGAGGGCGUGGUGGAGAUUUGGGAGGCGUUACUGACUCUUCUCUUCUUCCCCGCCACCGUGGCAACGGCCUACAUCGCGGACCGGCGCAUGCUCUUUUACAAGUACAUGUCCAAGGAGUAUCGCGUCAACAAGCGUGGCAUUAUCGUCGAGCACGAAGGCCUGGAGAUGGACAAGGCGAACCACACCAUUGGCGGCGAGUUGCAGCAGCUCGAGGAGGAGCACGUGGACGAGGCGGUGCGCGAAUUCGAGGAAAACCGGCGCGAGUACAUCAGCAUCCUGCGUCUGCUGCGCAAGAAACACCCCAACAUGGACAUGGAGCAGCUGGAGCUGAUGGCGCGCGAGGAAGUGCUCAACAAGGGGCCCAAGUCGCGCGCCUUUUACCGCAUCCAGGCCACGCGUAAGCUGACGGGCGGCGGCAACUUGAUGAAGAAGGCGCUGCACGCCGAGAAGAAAGAGGAGGUGGCGGAGAUGGACGAGGUGAAGGCCGAGGACGGUCAUGUGAUCAAAGUGUUCUUCGACCCGGGCCACUACACGGUGAUGGAGAGCGUCGGCGACUUCGAGGUGAUUGUGAAGCGGGAAGGCGGAGACCCGAACCAGUGCGUGUUGGUCGACUACCGCACCGAGGAUGGCUCGGCCAGUGCCGGCAGCGACUACAUCGCCGUCGCCGGCACGCUCUUCUUCGGAGCCGGCGAAACGACCAAGACGUUCAGCGUGGCGGUCAUCGACGAUGACCUGUUCGAGGAGGAUGAGCACUUCUACGUCAAGCUGAGCAACCUGCGUCUCGCCGACCCGGACGGCACGGUCACAUCUCACUCGAACGGCAGCGCCGGCCGCCGCCUCUCGGCGCCCGAGAUCAAGCUCGCGGCACCCUUCGUCGCCACCGUCAUGAUCCUCGACGACGACCACGGCGGCAUCUUCAACGUCGCCGAAAAGGACAUCGAGAUUGUGGAGUCGGUGGGCACUUACGGGCUGAAGGUGUGCCGCUGGUCGGGCGCUCGCGGCCGGGUCGCCGUACCCUACACGACCAUCGAGGGCACGGCCAAGCCCAACAAGGAUUACGAGCACACCGAGGGCGAGGUCAUCUUCGAGAACAACGAGACCGAGCAGUUCAUCACCAUACCAAUCAUCGAGGAGGACAGCUAUGAGAAGGAUGUGCUAUUCUAUGUUGAGUUGCAGGAGCCUCGCUACCUGUCAGUCAACGGCGACUCAGGCGCCACGCUAGACUUCCAAGAUAAAAACCUCAACGACCUUUCGGAGGAGGAAAAGAUUGCUCUUCUAGGAAAGCCCAAGCUCGGUGACUCCACUCGAGCACAAAUUAGAAUAAAGGAGAGCAAAGAGUUCAAGAACACUGUCGACAAAUUGGUACAGCGUGCCAACGCUUCGUUUGUGGUCGGCACGUCAUCUUGGAAGGAGCAGUUCAUUGAGGCCAUCACUGUGUCGGCAGGCGAUGAUGGUGACGAGGAUGACGAGGAGAAGGAGGACGGCGAGGGCAGCGAGGAUGAGAAGCUGCCCAGCUGCGGCGACUACCUGAUGCACUUCAUUACCGUCUUCUGGAAGCUGCUGUUUGCCUUCGUGCCGCCAACAGAGCUGCGCAGCGGCUACCCCUGCUUCAUUGUGUCGAUCGUGUUGAUCGGCGUGCUGACGGCCGUGAUCGGCGACGCCGCCUCUCACUUCGGCUGCACGAUUCAGCUCAAGGACAGUGUCACGGCCAUCUCCGUCGUGGCACUGGGCACCAGCGUGCCAGACACGUUCGCCAGCAAGGUGGCCGCCGUGCAGGACCGCUACGCAGACGCCUCGGUCGGCAAUGUCACCGGAUCCAACGGCGUGAACGUCUUCCUUGGAAUCGGCAUCGCCUGGAGCAUGGCCGCCAUUGUGCAUUGGUUCAAGGGCUCCAAGUUUUUGGUCGACCCCGGAAACCUGGCGUUCUCCGUAACGCUGUUCUGCUGCGAGGCCGUGUUAGCCAUCGCGCUCAUGCUCCUCCGCCGGCACCCAAAAGUGGGCGGCGAGCUUGGUGGGCCACGCGGGGCCAAGAUCGCGUCAUCGUUCUUCCUGUUCUUCCUCUGGGUGAUCUACAUCGCCAUGUCAGCACUGGAGGCUUACGGUGUCGUGCCCAGCUUCUGAGCGAGGUCGGCAAACGACCGGUUGGCGUCCCCAGAGGCGCGGGACGGCACGGGAUUGAUGGGCAGUGUCGCCGUUUGGCGGCGCUGCUGUUGCCACACCAGAGCCCGCCUCCGAGCUGCCCGCGCCGUGCGUCCCGCACGCCCUCGAAGGCAACGGCUCUGUGCAACGCUGAUGUCAUCUGUGAGGGUUCGGACUCGAUCAAUUGGCCGCUAGGGCUGUCGACUAAAGCAGACAGCAGCGACCGUGCUCUCCACCCCGUCCCACCCCUCCCCACCUCGAAGUCCGUGUAUUAGAAAAUGUCCCCUCCCCCGCAAAUGGUCUCGGAGUGCCCAAACCUGGAUGUGAUUCGUACUAGUCAUGUUUUUGUUUUUCUGUUUGCAUGGAGCAUUCCUGUAGGAGAGACUGUGAGUUUCCUGUCCAGUGUUGGCGUGGUCGUCAGUGAACAAUCAUUACUGUACAUAUUAACACGCACGCGGCUCAUUGCGAUUACAUUGGUCACGGUUGUUAAUCACUUAGUUAGGCAAUAGGGGUCUGUCUAUCUGUACCAAUUUUCGGUGAUUUGCGGGUUCUGAUGUGCACGCGGCACGUUUUUUUUUCCUUUGUACUAUUCCGCCCUUGUCGAAGGGCGUCCUCUUCCGCUGCGCCGGAGACCGCCUCUGGUAGCUCUUCACGCGCAGCGGCGCCCGGCUAUUCCGCUCGUCUGUAUGCCUGCGACGCUCCGUCUCCACUCCCUCCUUUGCGUUUGUUUUCCCGUCGCGUGCUGACAUGGCGUGACUGCAUGAUGCGGCGGUCGCGCCGCGGCCUGAGGCGUGCGCGUGUACAGUGGACUGCCGUCGGCGCCCCGGGCGGUGGGAGGCUGGUGAGGUGCAACGAAGAGCGGCGCCGCGUGUUUGGACGGCGCCGGCUCACCGCGCUCAGUCGCUUGGCCGGAUUUACAGCGGCGGCCGGUCGGUGGCAAGUGUCGGCCGGUCGUGACCGCCCCCGUUUCACAGCGGCGGUCGAUCGGUGAAAAGUGGCGGCGGGAAUUGGUCGCCUUGUUUGGCCAGGCUUGUUUGCGGAGCGGCGGCCGAUCGGUGACAGCUGUCGGCUAGUCACGGUCGCCUCCGAUUGGCCAGGCCUGCUCACACGCAUGUGCUGACCAUCAAGAACCUCGCCGUCCCCAUUCGCCCGCCACGACAAUCAGAGAUGCCGCCGGCUGCUGCCACGUCGCCCUGCGCUGGCGCGCCGCGGACGUUGUGUUGAUGCGGGUGUGCUCCGCUGGUGCAAUAAGCCGUCGGCUCGGCGUCACGCGCCGCGAGCCGAUCCUCAGGGGGCGGGGGUCGCGCCGCUUGUUACAUGAUGACUCGCGCUGCGCCGGCGGGCCGGCCGCCGCGAGUCGGGGCGCCGGCAGGCCGGCCGCU
Molecule: messenger RNA, 4230 nt
Organism: Pollicipes pollicipes
Lineage: Eukaryota; Metazoa; Arthropoda; Thecostraca; Pollicipedomorpha; Pollicipedidae
Product: sodium/calcium exchanger 3
Exons: 8
Coding region: 68-2830 (920 amino acids)
Biological process (GO): sodium ion transmembrane transport; calcium ion import across plasma membrane; cell communication
Cellular component (GO): sarcolemma; postsynapse; axon
Molecular function (GO): calcium:sodium antiporter activity
Source: RefSeq, a predicted model, not a curated record